UGUAGCACCUGAGGAGAGACGGCAGAGCUCCGCCACCAUCUCCGAGUCGCCCCUGUAUCCGAUCCUGGCUGACACAAAUAGACUUGCUUAAUUAUGAAUGGACUAUUUUAACAAAUGCAGCUUGCAUUUAAGAACUUGGUUUUAAAAAUAACCUUUCUUCUACUCUCAAGAAUUGUAUCUGCUUCUCAUUCCCCCCCGACAUGUCUGUCAGCUAUUUGCAUCUCCUCUUUGCUCUCUCCCACCUCAUCAGUUGUCAGCACUUUAGCGGGCUUCCACAGAUCAAGGCAACCGUGUCAAUAACCAUGUUCGCACAGAUGAAAUCUCUGAUCGGUGGGAACUUGAUGACCAUGAUCAGAGUGUUCAGGCUGUUUGGCUGCAAUGGAGAAGGACACAUCCGGCAGCAUGAGUUCUGUCGCAUCCUGGACAACUACUGCAUCUGUCUGACAGAGGAGUUUCAAAGGAGUUUCAGUGGCGGCAGUUAGGGUACAUCUGACUUAGUUUGACACAACAAAUUGCACAUCAAAUCUGUGCAGCAGCAUUCUAAGGCUUGCACACCAUACACAAGGACUGGUUGACUGGUCUGUGAGCUUGUUUUUUUUUUUUUUUUUCUGAAAUUCAAAUAGUCAGCACAACUUUGUUUAACAGAAAAUACACUCUUCUGUCCUGUUGUACACUGCAUUACA
This is a messenger RNA of Acanthopagrus latus (yellowfin seabream), 683 nucleotides long. RefSeq names its product EF-hand calcium binding domain 6 (gene efcab6). NCBI's taxonomy places the organism in Eukaryota, Metazoa, Chordata, Actinopteri, Spariformes, Sparidae. The record is from RefSeq and is a predicted model, not a curated record. The transcript is spliced from 2 exons. Bases 201 to 482 code for a protein of 93 amino acids.